Molecule: messenger RNA, 2170 nt
Organism: Blepharisma stoltei
Lineage: Eukaryota; Ciliophora; Heterotrichea; Heterotrichida; Blepharismidae
Source: the annotation of a GenBank genome assembly
AUGAACUCUGCCAAUAUAAACAGAGCGUCCUCAAAGGUCGAAAUAAGAGAUCAUGACAAUGAGCCAUCUCAUAAAAAUUUAAAAACUUCAGGUAAGUCAAAUGUAAACUUAAAUGCUGGCCUCUCAGGAAUUAAAGAAAUCGGCCCAAGGCCUACAACAGCUAAUGGCGAUUUCUCAAACUUAUAUAUCUAUUAAUAAAUAGGUCUGAUUUUUUUAAAAAAUUAAAAAAAUGCCAAUUUAUAUAUAAUUUUAUAUCAAAUUUAACAAAUAUCAAUAGUUUUUUAAGGGUUCUUAAAGACAGAAGGCUUCAGGCUGGAAAAGAACCAGCCAAGGUAAAGCUAGAUUACCGAAGGCUUCAGACUGAACAGAAAGAAUUUCUUGAUGCUUUUGAAAAAGAUAAGUCUACAAGAAAUGGCCUAUUAGGGAGAAGAGGCAGCCAGCAAUACCGGACUACAGCGCCUCAAAUUAUAAAGCAAAACGAUACAAAUGAAAUGUUGAAAACCCAAGUUAAAGAUGCAACAGUGACCCCGACAUCAAGGAGAUUCCCAAAUUCCAUUGUCCCAAAUACAUUCUGAAUUUCCUAUAUAAAUAACUUAUAAUCCUAUCCACAAAAACUGCAUAUUUAGUAUAAAAAUCAAUAAGACCUAAAACUUAUGAGCACUCCCCAAAUCCGAAAGGCCUCCCUCCUAGACACUUAUCUGGGAUAAGGACACAGCCGCCAAUAGAAAAAUUCCUCCCAGACAGCACCAAUAACUCAACAGCUGACUCAAACAGUAACGCUAACCAUUUUGACAACUACACUAUUGGCAAACUUAUAGGCCAAGGCGCCUACGCCACUGUAAAAUUGGCUGUACACAAGGUAAAUAACCGAAAAUACGCCAUAAAGACCUAUGAAAAAUACAGGCUCCUUGACCCACAAAGGAAAAAAAACGUCAGCAGAGAAAUAAAAAUCCUUGAAAAACUCAGCCACAGCAGCAUAGUCAAGCUUUUUGAGGUGAUUGACGCUCCGAAGCACCUUCACCUUGUGUUAGAAUACGUCCCAGGGUGUUCUUUGCAUGGAUAUUUGAAAAAAAGACCUGACAGGAAGCUAGAAGAAGCCGAAACCAAAAGGAUUUUCAGGCAGCUUCUGUCAGGAAUUGAGUAUUGCCACAAUAAUAAUGUGACACAUAGAGAUUUAAAGCUGGAAAAUAUACUAUUAGACGACAAAAAUAACGUUAGAAUCAUUGAUUUUGGGUUCGCCACGUGUUUUCCUCAUGAAAAAAAGGUAAAAGUGUUCUGUGGGACACCGACUUAUAUGGCUCCAGAAAUUGUUGCAAGAAAAGAGUACUCAGGCCCGCCAGCUGACGUGUGGGCGCUGGGUGUUUUGUUGUACGCAAUGCUUUGUGGGACUUUUCCAUUUAAAGCUUCAGCAGAUAAGGAGCUUUAUAGGAAAAUCCAAAGAGGGCAUUUUGUGAUCCCUCAGCAUGUGAGUGGGGGAGCGAGAAAUGUUCUUACUCCCCCUUGAGGGAAAAAAAAAUUUUGUAUGUCACGGAGAGUUUUUUAUUAAUUUAUAAUAAAUUUUAUGUAUUUUUUUACCCCAAAAAAUAGGGAUUUUUCCAAUGGUUUUGUUAAUUAGGAAAGGGGUGAGUUAAUAGAGUUUUGAUAUUGGAGCCAGCGAAACGUAUGACAGUCACUGAGAUUUUAAGGGAUGAAUGAUUAAACUCCUCAGGGAUUUUUGCGAGCACCAAAGGGUUUGAGUUUUCCAGUUUUUCGCCUCAAAAUAAUAUAAAUUCGUCUGAGACUAUAGACUUGGAUAUUAUGUCAAGCAUGGUAAGUAAUAUUUAGAAAAAAUUAGGAUUUACUGAGGCAGAGUUGAUGAAAGAGCUGCAAGACGACAGGAGUCAUAUUGCGAUGCUUUAUAAGAAACUUAAACAAGGAAAACAAGAUCUUACUCUUUUAUCAAAUUAUUUUUUACAUAAUUUUUUUUUUUUAAAAAAUCCUUAUAUAAUAAACAUUUUAUCGAUUUUUUUUAAAAAUUACCAUCAUAUAAAUAAAUUUGUUUUCAAUUAAAUUAUUUAAUUAUAAAAAAUCAUAGAAAAAAAGAAUUAGAGAAUCAAGAAAAUUGGGCUCUUUUGGUGGAGAAUCUAUAGAGCAGCAGCAUUAUCUUAGCACAGGAAUUAAUCGAUAUUAA